AUGGAAGACACCACCAUGCUCGAGGGCUCGCAGGGUCUGUUCGAGGAGCUCAAUUUCACGAUAUACCCCAACGGCCUCUCAGAAGAGCGCAUGCGCCAGAUCGAAGAUGCAAUCACAGGCGCUCGCGGAACAAUCGUACCCUUCAACAUAACCAAAGGCCGCAUAGAUAACCUAGAAGAAAUCAGCUACAUCGUCUCGGAGACAGCCGACUUCCCCGACUACUACCGCGCCCUCGAUCUCAUGAUACAUGUCGUCAAGCCAACAUGGAUAGACGCGUCGCUCCAGUCCAACAAGGCCAAGAACCCGCGAACAUACAGUCCCGAUCCCGCACUCUUCAUGAGCGAGGUAGUUAUCUGCUGUGGGGACAUACCGAGCGGUGACAAGGAAGCGAUCGAGGGUGGUGUACUGGCAUUGGGUGGGCAAUUCGCACCGAGCCUCUCGAAAUUUGUAACACAUCUCAUCGCACUGGAUGUGAGCGAACCACGGUGUCAGCUCGCCAUCAGUAAACGGCUGCAGUUGUCCAUCGUGUUGCCCCACUGGUUCGGCGACUGCCUCAAAGUUGGCCGUAGAAUAUCAGAGCGACCGUAUACACUUCCCGACCCCGAGAUCCUCGCCGAUAUGGAGCCAGGCGCCAUUCCUCCUACACGAGUGAGCCAGCACAUUCGAGACGCAGCCACACCAGACCCUCAAAACGACCCCGUACCGCCGCCGCCUCACCUAGAGGCACCCCGCGCGAUCAAAGCCUUCGAUGGGAAGCGUGUCAAGCUUGGCGAGGAUCUGAACAUCAGCACCAAGCUCAGGAAUAUUAUAACGGGCAUGAUCAAGGCUGGAGGCGGCACUGUUACCUCGAAGAUCGAUGAUGCAGACAUGUAUGUUUGCAAUUAUCGAGAAGGUUCAGACUAUGUCAAGGCAUCGCAAGCGCGAAAAGACGUCGGAAACCUAGGCUGGUUAUACUACCUCAUCACACACGGUAUCUGGACAAACCCAAUGCAGCGCAUGAUGCACUACCCGCGGCCACGGGAAGGCAUUCCGGGGUUCAACAAGUACAAAGUCAGCAUAUCGAGCUACACUGGCGAGGCCCGCAUAUACCUGGAAAACCUGAUCAAGGCUACUGGUGCCGAGUUCACAAAGACCUUCAAGCAGGACAACACACAUCUUAUUGCUGCGCACAAGAACAGCGAGAAGUGCGAGGCCGCGGCGGAGUGGGGCGUCAACAUUGUCAAUCAUCUGUGGCUGGAAGACAGCUACGCAAAAUGCAGGGAAAUGCCGCUGACUGAGGGCCGUUACACAUACUUCCCAGCCCGGACCAACCUUGGAGAGGUGUUGGGUCAGACAGAAAUCGAUCGUGAGGCUACUGAGAAGAUCUUCUUCUCAAAACAAGCCAAGCCCACAAAAGCCGUCAAAGUAGCACCGCAGACAAAGGACGUCCCAGCAUCGAGCGUACCAGCACGGCAAAGCGAGCCUCCAGCACCUCGCAGUCCGCCUGCUGAGAAAUCAAAGCGGGCGAAAUCCGGAGGCAAUGCACAAACACCGCUGCCACCUCGGCGUACCGAUGGCAAAGAGAACCAGACGCCUGGCAGUCGGGGAGCCAAAGACCGCGCAUUGGCAAAAAUGCACGACGCUGCGCCAGACAUUGCACAGUUCGAGAAGGAGAUGAAGCGCAAGGGUGGUGUCAUUCACGGUGGACGGCGACGGGCAGAAGAUGAGAUCGACGAGGGAACGAAGCAAGCAAAGGGCGGCCGUGAAUCUGUCUCAAGCAAACGCUCCAUCGAUGAAGUCGACGAUGAUGACGAGACAGAAGACGAAGCCACAGAGAUCCCAGCAAAGAACAAGCGAGCAAAGAAGGAGAAGCUUGCGCCCAUCAAGUUCCGCAUGCUGAUCUCCAAGGACGAGCGAUGGGCCAACAACCCCGAGAAGGAAUCAAAAGACAAAGCCCGCCUUCGAGAGCUCGGCCUCUUCAUCACUGACGACUUCAAGAAGGUAGACCUAGUCUGCGCCCCCCAACCCGUCCGAACGAAGAAGUUCAUCGCAGCCCUAGCCUGCGCCCCCACCCUCGUAUCAACCAGCUACCUCGACUUCGCGCUCAAAAACAACAAGCUCCCCCCGGCAGAAAAGCACCUCCUUCAAGCUAGAGACUUCGAAGAGGCCAACAACUUCCGGCUCUCCGAAGCCCUCUCCCGCGCCAAGCAGAAUAAGCAGCGCCUCCUCAAAGGCUGGACAGUAUUCUGCACAGAGAAAGUUGGCGGCGGCUUCGAAACCUACAAAGACAUUGUCGAAGUCAACGGCGGGAAAUGCGUGCUUUGGAAGGGCAGGCCAACGGGCGUCUCCGCUUCAAAACGUAAACUCGACACCUCUGACAAGGAGGUCAGUCAGAACCAGGUUGAAGACGAAGGAGACGUGCUGUACCUCAUCUCCGACGCCGAUAAGAAGGAGUUUACCAACUGGACUAAAUUCCGCGAGUUGGCUAAGCGCGAGAACAUGAUUCCGCGCAUUGUCAAGACGGAGUGGCUGCUUUCUGUCGCGAUGACGCAGUAUGUGCAUUGGGACCCGGAGUGGGAGUUGAGUGAAGAGGUUGUUAAUGCUGCGAAGAAGUAG
This is a messenger RNA of Alternaria ventricosa, 2595 nucleotides long. RefSeq lists its product as uncharacterized. The record is from RefSeq and is a predicted model, not a curated record. Bases 1 to 2595 code for a protein of 864 amino acids. Lineage: Eukaryota; Fungi; Ascomycota; Dothideomycetes; Pleosporales; Pleosporaceae. Gene Ontology annotation, cellular component: nucleus; Cul8-RING ubiquitin ligase complex. The transcript is spliced from 3 exons. Gene Ontology annotation, biological process: double-strand break repair; DNA double-strand break attachment to nuclear envelope.